Messenger RNA from Cercocebus atys (sooty mangabey), 3051 nucleotides. It is a transcript of the gene MRPL44, whose product is annotated as mitochondrial ribosomal protein L44. The transcript has 5 exons. Gene Ontology annotation, biological process: regulation of gene expression; rRNA processing; primary miRNA processing. Gene Ontology annotation, cellular component: nucleus. Gene Ontology annotation, molecular function: ribonuclease III activity; double-stranded RNA binding. The record is from RefSeq and is a predicted model, not a curated record. Bases 82 to 1080 code for a protein of 332 amino acids. Lineage: Eukaryota; Metazoa; Chordata; Mammalia; Primates; Cercopithecidae.
UCCCGGGUUCCGGGGGAAGUGUGUUACGGGGACACUGGCCCGACUACUUUCGUUCCGUCCUCCAUCGCUCUCUCCCGUGCAAUGGCGUCCGGGCUGGUAAGAGUGCUGCAGCAGGGGCCUCGCUGCCUCCUUGCUCCAGUCGUCCCCAAGCUGGUCCCUCCGGUUCGGGGAGUGAAGAAGGGAUUCCGCGCCGCCUUCCGCUUCCAGAAGGAGUUAGAGCGGCUGCGCCUUCUGCGGUGCCCGCCGCCGCCCGUGCGCCGUUCCGAGAAGCCGAACUGGGAUUACCAUGCAGAAAUACAAGCUUUUGGACAUCGGUUACAGGAAAACUUUUCCUUAGAUCUUCUCAAAACUGCAUUUGUUAAUAGCUGCUAUAUUAAAAGUGAGGAGGCCAAGCGCCAGCGACUUGGGAUAGAGAAAGAAGCUGUACUUCUGAAUCUUAAAAGUAAUCAGGAACUAUCUGAACAAGGGACAUCUUUUUCACAGACUUGCCUCACACAGUUUCUUGAAGACGAGUUCCCAGACUUGCCCACUGAAGGCAUCAGAAAUCUUGUUGACUUUCUCACUGGUGAGGAAGUCGUGUGUCACGUGGCUAGAAACUUGGCUGUGGAGCAGUUAACACUGAGUGAGGAAUUCCCAGUGCCCCCGACUGUAUUACAGCAAACUUUCUUUGCAGUUAUUGGAGCCCUGUUACAGAGCAGUGGACCCGAGAGGACUGCACUUUUUAUCAGGGACUUCUUAAUUACUCAAAUGACUGGAAAAGAGCUCUUUGAGAUGUGGAAGAUAAUAGAUCCCAUGGGGCUAUUGGUAGAAGAACUGAAGAAAAGGAAUAUUUCAGCCCCUGAAUCAAGACUUACAAGGCAGUCUGGUGGCACCACAGCUUUGCCUUUGUAUUUUGUUGGCUUAUACUGUGAUAAAAAGUUGAUUGCAGAAGGACCUGGGGAAACAGUAUUGGUUGCAGAAGAAGAGGCUGCUCGAGUGGCCCUUAGAAAACUUUAUGGAUUCACAGAGAAUAGACGACCUUGGAACUAUUCCAAGCCCAAAGAAACCUUGAGAGCAGAGAAGAGCAUCACUGCCAGCUAGCCAGCCAUGAAUGUGGCAGCCUGAAACUUGAGACUGAAAAUCACUAUGUAUACGCGGAUUUUCUUCUGUUUCUGCCACCCUGAGACAGCAAGACCAUCCUCUUUUCCUCCUCCUCUUCAGCCUACUCAGCAUGAAGACAAAGAUGAAGAGCUUUUUGAUCAUCCAUGUCCACUUAAUGAGUCGUAAAUAUAUUUUCUCCUCUGAUUUCCUUUAUAUUUUUUAGCUUACUUUGUUGUAAGAAUAAAGUUUAUAAUACGUAUAACAAAAUGUGUUGAUUGUUUAUUAAUGUAUUAUCAGUAAGGCUUCCAGUUAGCCAUAGGCUAUUAGGAGUUAAGUUUUUGGGAAGUCAAAAGUUAUAUACAGAUUUACUGCUACAUAAGGUGUCAAUAUCCCUAAUCCCUGCAUUGUUCAAAGGUCAACUAUAUUUUACCUUUUUUUCAGAGUUAACUUCAAAUCCUAGUAAUGAAACACAAGGAUAGAGGACCAAAACCAGUGGUAAAAUGCCAUUUAUGUGUGUUACCCACAAGUAAACAUGAUUCGAUAGGCAUCUCAUUGGUACUGUAGGAGAAAGGAGAUUAUAUGACGAACUUUUCUGGAAAGCAAAAGACGUCUUAUGACCACUUAGCGUCUGUGAGAUGGCAGAAUCUAGCUGUAGUAUGAUUCUAAUUUUUUUUAAGGUAAACAUUAAGAAAGUCUAGAGAAUUCAUUUGCAAACCCAGUAAUCCUUUUUCACCCCCGCUAAAUAGUGCUGAUUGUGCAUUCCCAAAUUUCGCCUGCUCAGGGGAGUUUGCAGGACCUUAACCUACAGUCUUGGAGGGGAACUAUCCUUUUAGGUUUUCAAGCUUUUAAAACUUGAAUGCUUCCAGAUUUACAUGUGGGACAAGUCUAGCUCUAGUUGAUAAAACUGCUUUGCAAGUAGAGAUCCAUAUGCCUCAUGUAGAAUGUAAUUUCAACAUAUUUCUAAGUAAAGGCUUCUUUGAACUUAAGUUGCACUUUUUAAAAGCACCCACUAAAAUAGGGUAGAAAUGUAGAAAAUUUAGAAAAAUUGACGUACAUUUUCAAUUGUGUAUCAAAUAUAGCUUGAAAUUUGGAAUCAGUCUCUGAGUGUGCUAUUUGUCCUAUGAGCCUAACUGCAUAAAUAUGACAUGUGGGCAGAAGGAACAUGUGAGUACAAGGGUGUCGUCAAAUGGUGCAUGUGACCAAGAGCAUUCAGUGACCAUGUGAAGGACUAGCUUUUUGACUAAUGCCUCGUCCAUGUUGAGAAGACAGUCAUAAGACUGGAAGGAAGCACUGACAUUUGAAUUUAGGUUCACACCAGAGAAAGGCAUUAGUCAUUUACUUUGAAAUUCCGACUUUUUCCACCUUUUCCCACUCUCUAGUUCCCUGUGCCCAAAGUAUAGUUGUACCAAAAACAUCCCCUAGCCAAAAAUACAACAUUAAUGUCUACAAACUUAGUUACAUAACCCCUAUUCUUUUAAAUUCAUACUCUUUAUUGUAUGCAUAUGUAUAAUGAGGAAUAUUUUUCUCAAAAUGUUGUAUGUGGUCACAAGAAAGUAAACUAGAAACUAAUACUAAACUCCAAGUAAGAAUGGAACAAAUGGGAACUUUUUGUGUUCAGCGCUGUACUGAUUUUGGCCACAAGAUGGUGCUGUAAUCCUAUUGCACAAUUUAGUAUGUGACUUGUGCCAUUAUGGGGAAUCUAUUUUCUACCGAUACAGGAAAGAUUAUGUCUAUAUGGCACGGGAUUACCAUGAAAUAUGACUUUUCAACGCCCCUUUCGGCUCUCAUAUUCCAUGAAUACUUCUUCAGGAGCCAGCUCACCUUGUUCUUCCCUCGCCUUUGGAUGUUACAAGAAUUUGAUGUAUGAACAGUGCACCUCUGAUGUGAAGGUAUGGAUUUUUGAGCUCUUUUCUAUUCACUGAAAAGAAGGAAGACUGCAGGGCUGCCAUAGAUAAAACUUUUAAAAGACUU